CAACAAACAAUUUCUUGUCUUCAAAUACAUGCUGUUUCUCUCUUUUUGAACAUAAAAAUAUCUACAAAUCCUAGGUGGUUGCUCUGCCAUAUGCAAACCGCUACUUUUUCAUCGAUUGAAUUUGAAAAUGUUGAUGUAUCUCAAUUCAUUGGUCCUUGGAAGUUGGGGAGGACUCUUGGCGAGGGUAAUCUUGCCAAAGUAAAGUUAGGAAUUCAUUCUGAGACGGAAGAAAAAGUUGCAUUGAAAAUGAUACGAAAUGCGGAGCUGGAAGAUGAGACUACUUGGAACCAUGUUUUACGAGAAGUAAUGAUUUUAAGAUCAUUUCGGCAUCCAAACAUUAUUUCCCUUUACCAAGUUCUUCGUGUCCCAAAGUACACGGUGCUUGCAUUGGAAUUUAUGGAGACCGACCUUCAUAGCAUGCUUGCUAGAUGUAAACGUCUGAACGAGGCUGUAGCCCGUAGAAUCUUCCAACAAGUUGUCUUUGCUAUCGAAUACUGUCACCAAAACAAUGUGUCUCAUCGAGACUUAAAGCUCGAAAACAUCCUUGUCUCCAAUAGCUUAACGGUUAAGCUCAGUGAUUUUAGCCUUUCCAACUUUAUGUACGAUGGUAGUUUUUUGAGAACUUCUUGUGGCACUCCUCAUUACGCUGCUCCUGAAGUCAUUCAAGGUCGGUAUUAUGAUGGAUGUGAUGUAGAUAUUUGGGGUUGUGGAAUCCUGCUCUAUCUCAUGCUCGUCGGUGAAUUUCCUUUUGAAGACGUCACCAUAUCCAAUGUUUUGAGCCGUGCAUGUAAAGGAAUCUAUACAGUACCUUCUCACGUUUCUUCAGGUGCUACCGAUCUAAUCCGACAAAUGCUCACCGUCAUCCCAACUGAUAGAAUCAAAAUAUCUGAUAUUAUUCAGCACCCUUGGUUUGUAGCCGAUAAUCUUCCAUCAGUUCGCCUGUCUUCGCAUAGUACCUUCUUCUCCGAGAAAGAUCAUAUCGUCAACUUUUACCCAGCUGAAUUGGCACACCUUUUUAAUUCAUCAUUAACCUCUUCUUCAGUUAGUCAGAACAAUUCACAGCUUCAAUCUCUAGAUUUAUCAUACCUUCCUGUCUAUGCGUCUUCAAACACCGACCUUAGUUCAUCCGCCGAUAAUUUGUCCUUUCAGCUCUUUCCUUGUUCUGAUUCACAUCCAAACUCAUUGUCAUAUUCUGAAAAGAAAGAUCCCUCUGGUUUAGUCACGCCUCCUUCAAAGGCGUCUUCCGAAUCGCAUGUCAAUAUUCUACCUACAUCCCUUCCCAGCGAACAUGCGACUUACAUGUCCAAAAUGUAUAAUAUUCAUGGGUUCCACGCGACCAUUUCAACCAGGUUACGAAAAUUUCGGUGGCAUUAUGGCAUACAGACCAAUAAAUCUCCGCGAGAAAUUUUAUUGCAAUUGUGCCAGAGCUUGCAGCUCCUCGGAGCUUCUUUUCGCCCUUAUAGCACAGAAGACUUUUUACGUGAAAAUAAAUAUCGUGUAGAUGCUAAAAUCAACACGGACAGCUUUAUAGUUUAUUUGACGUUCGAAAUAUUUUCUCUUGGUUCGUUGGCUAAUAUUAUUGACAUUCGCUUUUCUGGCAACAAAGCUUCGGCAAUCAAUAACCCGGUCAAUAGUCCCAUGCCCUGUUUUGAAGUUGUUAAGCAGUUUCUUCGAAAAAUCAUUUAGCCAUUGUUCUAAUGACUUUAAUGAUUACACUUUUAUUUUUGUUAUGCUUACACGUGUAAUUUUGUUUUGCUUUGAAGUUUUAUCAUUGUUGAAGCAAAUGGAUCUUUCACUUGCUGCUGGAAGAUUUUGUUUUCUCUUUUUCUUUUUUGUUUUUAACUUAUUUUAAUCUUUAAUUUAUGAAUAGUAAUUUUACAUGCCUUGAAUCAUACUUUGCUUAUCC
Messenger RNA from Schizosaccharomyces cryophilus OY26, 1906 nucleotides. RefSeq names its product CAMK/CAMKL/AMPK protein kinase Ppk9. The record is from RefSeq and is a predicted model, not a curated record. Gene Ontology annotation, molecular function: ATP binding; protein serine/threonine kinase activity. The coding region runs from base 91 to 1686 and encodes 531 amino acids. The transcript has 2 exons. NCBI's taxonomy places the organism in Eukaryota, Fungi, Ascomycota, Schizosaccharomycetes, Schizosaccharomycetales, Schizosaccharomycetaceae. Gene Ontology annotation, cellular component: cytoplasm. Gene Ontology annotation, biological process: intracellular signal transduction; protein phosphorylation.